AUUAAAUUAGCUUCUAUAGGCCUUGUAUGAGAUAGCCUAGGGGCGAUUUAAUAAAAUGUGAAUAGCGUCGUUUUUUUAUUUUCUCCCUGACCUUUUGUUAUUUACACUGCUUCGUCGUUGUUGCAAAUCUGUCCAUAUUUUUUUGGACUUACGCUCAUUAAACCAACAUACUCACUUAGUCACUCAUUUGAUUUAUUUAAAAUGCCUUCUCUUCGAAACAUCGUUAUCGCCCUUGCCGGCCUCAGCGCCGUAUCCGCGAGGAGCUUAUAUAAUCUCCACCGCCCUUAUGGUAUCCCGCCGAAGCAGAUUCCGUCCCGCUCGACUGGUACUGGACCCACGGGUUUUCUUACUAUAGAUAAGCAUGCGUCGACUGGAGAUCAUGAAGUCCACGCUGCCUUCGCCGCAGCGGACGGUAGUAUUUACAGCUCUUGUCUAGAGGACACCACAGCCACAGUCUCCGAUUGCCAAGCUGUUAUCGGCGAUAUCCGGGCCAACAACGGAAGCAUCAAGGUGGCCAGCGGUUUCUGCUUGAACUGGUGGGAGGGCGCGUGCAUGGGGCGAGUCUGCGCCGGAAAGGGACAGGACGUAUGGGCUGGAAACUCUUCUUGGAUCGCGGAUACGAUGACUACGUCGAUUCUGGAUAGCUGUGUUAGCAAUGGGAAGGCUGGUGCGGCUGGCGAUUGCGCCGAUGUGGAGAGUACAUGUGGCACGUAUAGACUCGAGUUGUUGACCUACACGGGGGCUUAAAUGGGGAACGAUCUUGGGUGAUGUUUCCCCUUGGUAUCUAACUUCGUCACAGGACGUCAAUAAAGGGAGGAAUUCAAACCCGGUGAUAGAACCACCAAUGAAA
Molecule: messenger RNA, 850 nt
Organism: Hypoxylon trugodes
Lineage: Eukaryota; Fungi; Ascomycota; Sordariomycetes; Xylariales; Hypoxylaceae
Exons: 2
Coding region: 202-747 (181 amino acids)
Source: RefSeq, a predicted model, not a curated record